AUGAGUGGUCUUUCUUCAGUCCGCCAUGGAGGUGAUCGUUUCAUGAGGACAGUCAUAGGCACAACUUCUGUGUCUUGCAGCGGCGCACUGGAGCCCGUCCAGCUGCAGAAUGGCUGUCUUUCUCAGCUGGACCAGUUCCCAAAUCUGUUUGCUGGCCGGUUCCUGAAACAUUGGUGCCGGUGCAGGGGAGUGGGCAGCGGAGGGGCAGCAACAAGCGCUGCUGUUGCUCCUUCCAGCAGCAGCAACGGCUCACUUCGGCUUCAGGAUUUGCCGUGGGCAGCCUCGUGCUGCUCAGCCGCUGGUUUCCACAGAACCAGUGAUCCGUACGUCAAGUUCAAACUUGGAGGAAAAGAAGUAUUUAGAAGUAAAACAAUACACAAGAACCUCAAUCCUGUGUGGGAAGAAAAAACUUGCAUUCUUAUAGAUAACCCAAGAGAACCAUUGUAUAUAAAGGUCUUUGACUAUGACUUUGGACUUCAAGAUGACUUUAUUGGUUCAGCAUUUUUGGAUCUCACCUCAUUGGAAUUAAACAGGCAAACAGAUGUUACCUUGCGUCUGAAGGAUCCUCAUUACCCUGACCAUGAUCUGGGAAGUAUAUUGUUAUCAGUUCUUUUGGCUCCUAGAGAAGAACAGCGAGAAGUGACAAUGCUAAUGAGGAAGAGUUGGAAAAGAUCAAGUAAG
Molecule: messenger RNA, 681 nt
Organism: Cariama cristata (Red-legged seriema)
Lineage: Eukaryota; Metazoa; Chordata; Aves; Cariamiformes; Cariamidae
Product: multiple C2 and transmembrane domain-containing protein 1-like
Exons: 5
Biological process (GO): regulation of neurotransmitter secretion
Cellular component (GO): synaptic vesicle membrane
Molecular function (GO): calcium ion binding
Source: RefSeq, a predicted model, not a curated record